This is a messenger RNA of Alternaria postmessia, 1242 nucleotides long. RefSeq lists its product as uncharacterized. The record is from RefSeq and is a predicted model, not a curated record. Gene Ontology annotation, molecular function: oxidoreductase activity; nucleotide binding. Lineage: Eukaryota; Fungi; Ascomycota; Dothideomycetes; Pleosporales; Pleosporaceae. The coding region runs from base 1 to 1242 and encodes 413 amino acids. The transcript is spliced from 6 exons. Gene Ontology annotation, biological process: NADPH regeneration. Gene Ontology annotation, cellular component: cytoplasm.
AUGGCGCCAGUAGAAGUCCUCAUGGUUGGUACUGGAGAGUAUACGACGGGAUUCGUAGGAGGAGGCGCAUCCAAGUCGGAUAAGAAGGUUGGAGUUGUAGGACUGACGCUGUUCGACCUCCGAAGACGCGGCAAGGUUGGCAAACUAUCUAUGGUGGGCACAUCGGGCGGCAAAUUCCCCGCAAUCCGCGAGCAUCUCCAAAAGAACAUCUCCGAAGCAUACAACAACUUGGAUGUGUCAUUUGAGGAAUUUCCCAAAGAAGGGAAGACCGACCCGAAUGCGUACAAGGCCGCGAUUGACGCGCUUCCCAAGGGGAGUGCCAUCACCAUCUUCACACCUGACACCACCCACUACCCAAUCGCUUUGUACGCCAUCGAACGCGGAAUUCACGUCCUCAUCACAAAGCCUGCAGUAAAGUUACUAGAGCAUCACCAGGAGCUUUUGGCCGCAGCAAAGAAACACAAUGUCUUCGUCUACAUUGAGCAUCACAAGCGGUACGAUCCCGCUUACGCGGACGCGCGUUUCAGGGCACAGAAGCUGGGCGACUUCAACUACUUUUACUCUUACAUGAGCCAGCCAAAGAGCCAACUGGAAACGUUCAAAGCGUGGGCAGGUAUCGACUCUGACAUCUCUUACUACCUCAAUUCUCACCACAUCGAUAUCAACGAGUCUAUGAUUCCUGAUUGGAAGCCGGUACGCGUCAUGGCUAGUGCCGCUAAAGGUAUUGCGACGGGAUUGGGAUGUGAUCCUGCUACCGAGGACACUAUUACACUACUCACAAACUGGGUGAAGAAAGAUGACCCAAGCAAGGUUGGGACCGGUGUUUACACAGCUGGCUGGGCAGCACCACAAAAGGCUGGUGUACACUCAAAUCAAUAUUUCCACUACAUGGCGUCAACAGGAGAGAUCCGCGUCAACCAGGCAAAGCGCGGCUACGAUGUUACCGACGAUGAGGGUGGCCUCCUUUGGUACAACCCAUUCUACAUGAAGUACGCUCCUGACGAGGAGGGUAAUUUCGCCGGCCAGAUCGGUUACGGGUACAUCUCGUUUGAGAAGUUUGUUGAUGCUGUCAACAAGCUCAACGCAGGCGAGGUCACACUUGACCAGCUAGACGCGCGGCCGCUACCAACUUUGAAGAACACUAUCGCGACAACUGCAAUCCUCGAGGCUGGCAGAAGAUCGCUCGACGAGAACCGACCUAUUGAUAUCAUCGAGGAGAACGGUGUCUGGUCUCUGAAGUAG